This is a messenger RNA of Anisakis simplex (herring worm), 603 nucleotides long. Lineage: Eukaryota; Metazoa; Nematoda; Chromadorea; Rhabditida; Anisakidae. The record is from the annotation of a GenBank genome assembly.
AUGCCAGCUGAAACGAAACAACAACAAGAAGUGCAGUCACAACAAACGGUCAACAAUAUCGCAGCGGUGUCGAUGCCAGCUGGAAAUCUACCGCAAACAGGUGAAUAUUACGUUUGUGUUGAUAAUGGAACGGCUCGAGUUUAUCAAUUGAGGAAAGGUUCUCUAGAGUCAUUAAAUCAAGUUAAUAUGCGAUAUCAACGAUCUCUUUUGGAAGAAAUUGGUGGCGUUAUUGAUAAAUUUUGUGACGUAAACACGGUGACAACGAGUUCGGGUGAGCGAACCAUUCAGGAAUGCGAUCCGAGCACUGUGGCCGGAGGUGCGGCAGCGUCGGCGCAGGUGGUGAGUGCCGUCGAAGUGCCGGCAGCCGUACAGCCGAUACGGGUCGUAACACCACCCAUCAUAUCAGUGGUCGCACAACCCAUUGCGAGUACCUCUCACCGCGAUAUCGAAAUCAAAACUGAGAUCAAAACCGAGGAGACGGUCGCUGACGCAACACAGAUGGUUGUCGCUAGUUCAACGGAACAACACCAACAGAUAACCACAUCCAAUAAACAGACAGAUCGUCGUGUGAGUAAUACCCCUUAUUUUGCUGAUAUAUUAUGA